Molecule: messenger RNA, 2575 nt
Organism: Prunus dulcis (almond)
Lineage: Eukaryota; Viridiplantae; Streptophyta; Magnoliopsida; Rosales; Rosaceae
Product: G-type lectin S-receptor-like serine/threonine-protein kinase RKS1
Exons: 8
Coding region: 49-2469 (806 amino acids)
Biological process (GO): recognition of pollen; protein phosphorylation
Molecular function (GO): ATP binding; protein serine/threonine kinase activity
Source: RefSeq, a predicted model, not a curated record
ACCAACCGUCAUUGUACAUGCAAACUCCAAAAAUUCCCAGAAAACAAAAUGCUUUUCAAAGCUUUGCUUGUCUUCUUCCUCCUCCUCUUCCCAUUUUGCACAUCCAUUGACACCAUUGCACUGAACCAGCGUGUCAAAGAUGGUGACUUUAUAGUGUCCAAAGAAAACAACUUUGAAUUAGGCUUCUUCAGCCCCGGCAAUUCGAGCUCUCGCUAUGUUGGAAUUUGGUAUGCUAAUAAGUCUGAAAAGGCAGUGGUUUGGGUUGCAAACAGAAACAACCCCAUCAAUGAUACCUCUGGCGUCCUCACCAUCAACAGGUAUGGAAAUUUGGUUAUUUAUGCGCACGAUAUUGACAGCUUUUCUAUUUGGUCCGCAAAUGUGUCUCUUCAAACCACAAGCACUUCUGUAGCUCAGCUUUUAGAUACAGGAAAUUUAGUGCUUUUUCCGGAUAGUAUUAGUAAAAGUGAAAGCUUUAUAUGGCAGAGUUUUGAUUACCCUACAGAUACUCUACUUCCCGGAAUGAAAGUUGGGUUGAAUUGGAAAAUUGGGUUUGAAUGGGUCUUAACAUCUUGGAAGUCCCAAAAUGACCCUGGAACUGGGAACUAUAGCUUGAGGCUCUUUUCAAACCAGACUGCUACGCCCCAAUAUUUUCUGUAUAAGGGUGUGAGCAAAUAUUGGAGAAUUGAUCCAGGGCCGUGGCCCGAUUUUGUGAGUAGUAAUGAAGAAAUGUAUUUUUUGUUUGUGACUGAUAACACCUCUGUAAUUAGAUGGGUGUUGACGGAUUAUGGGUUAAAUCAACAAUUGAGAUGGAGUGAUGCUGUUAAUCAAUGGGAGGAACUAUGGGCUGCACCAAAAUACCGGUGUGACCAAUAUGGACAGUGUGGUGCCAACAGCAAAUGUAGCCCUGACAACGUUAAUAUGUUUGAGUGUGAGUGUCUACCAGGGUACGAACCAAAAUCUUUGAAUGAUUGGAACAGGAGAGAUGGGUCAGAGGGGUGUGUGAGUAAGCGAAUUGGGCUGCCAAAAUGUGGGAAUGGGGAAGGGUUUGUGAAGGUGGCACGGGUGAAAGAGCCAGACACAACAAAAGCAGCACAAUUGUUGACAAGUAUUAGUGCCAAUCAGUGUCAGCAGGUGUGCUUAAGCAAUUGUUCCUGCACCGCGUAUAUGAGCAUAGAAUGGGAAGGUCGCAUUGAUUGCUUGGUAUGGUACGGCGAGUUGCUGGACAUUUUAGUCCGCACAGAGCUAGGACAAGAUCUGUAUGUUCGUGUGGACAAAAUGGAAUUAGCUGAGAAUACCAGAAAAUCGGAAGGUUUUCUCAAAAGGAGGGGUUUGCUGGCUAUUCUAAUAGUGGCUGUUCUUCUGGCAUUGGUACUAAUCAUUGUGUUUGCCUGCUGGUGGCUUAAUAAAAAGAGGAAGAUAAAAGACUUUGUGGAGGCGGAUGAAAUUGAGGAAAGUAGGAGACACCCAGAGCUGCAAUUUUUCCAUCUGAGUGCAAUAAUAGAAGCUACAGACAACUUCUCUCCUGUCAAUAAACUUGGCCAAGGUGGUUUUGGCACUGUUUAUAAGGGUCAGCUACCAAAUGAUCAGAAGAUUGCUGUAAAAAGACUCUGCAAAACUUCAGGACAAGGAAUUGAAGAAUUCAAAAAUGAAGUUGCGCUGAUAGCCAGACUUCAACACAGGAAUCUUGUGAAACUUUUAGGAUGCUGUAUACAGGGAGAGGAAAGGAUGUUAGUCCUUGAAUACUUGCCAAACAAAAGCUUGGACUUCUUUGUUUUCGAUCACUCAAGAAGGUCCUUGUUGGAUUGGAAAAAGCGGUUUGAAAUUAUCAAUGGGGUUGCCCGUGGGGUUCUGUAUCUUCACCAGGAUUCAAGGCUUAGGAUUAUCCACAGGGAUCUAAAAACCAGCAAUGUUCUUCUAGAUGCUGAGAUGAACCCAAAAAUUUCAGAUUUCGGAAUGGCAAGAAUAUUCCAUGGGGACCAACUGCAGGAUAAAACCAACAGAGUUGUUGGAACAUAUGGAUAUAUGUCACCUGAGUAUGCAGUGUUUGGAAGAUAUUCAACUAAAUCAGAUGUCUUUAGUUUUGGGAUCAUAUUAUUGGAGAUUGUGAGUGGCAAGAAAAACAAUGGCUCUUAUCAAGAGGACCAUUCCAUGAACUUGAUAGGACAUGUUUGGCAGCUGUGGAGAGAAGAUAGAGCCUUAGAAAUUGUGGAUUCAUCACUAGAGUCAUAUCAUUCUGAUGAAGUCUUGAGAUGCAUUCAAGUUGGGCUCUUGUGCGUGCAAGAAGAUUCAGAGGACCAACCAACCAUGUCAGCCGUUGUAUUUAUGUUGAGUGGUGAAGCAUCUCUACCAUCUCCUCAGCAGCCUGCAUUUGUCUUCAGAAAAAGUUCCGGCGGUGGUGGUUAUCUAUCAAGUCCACAAGGAUUAUAUUCUGUUAAUGACUUGACAAUAACUAAACUUGACGCUCGAUAAGGAUUCAGGCUUUUGCUUCCACAAAUUUUGUUUUAUUGACCUUCAUAUGACAUAUGGGCACUGCAUAAUGUGCCCAUUACCUUAAUACAAAUUUCUAAUCUAUCCA